CCUUUCUUUAUUCUGCCCUCUUCUGCUCGCCGGUGUGUGGUAACCUCUCACGUUUGUCAUUUUUUUUUUCUUUCUUGUCAAUCACCGCUUAGGAAAUGAGUGGGGACCAUUCCCACAACGAGGACCAGAUUGACUGUGGCUCUCGGGUCAACGCGGCCUGACGACUGCAAGCUGAACCCAGAGGUGUACAUGCCUGCAUGGCUCAGAGGGCGCCCCAUCUCGCCUCCACCACGGUACACUCAGCAAGAUGAUACUCCCACAGGCAUAAAUAUAAAGAACACAAACACAAGGACCACAAGAAGGAUAAGGAACGGGAGAAACUAAAGCAUGGAAAUGGUGACCACUCGUCUGACAAAAAACAUCGAGACAAAGAUAAGGACAAGUUGAAGCACAAAGAUGGCAGCACAGACAAAUUUAAGGACAAGCACAAGGAGAAGAAGAUGAAAAUCCUUGAUGGUAAAAUUAAAAAGGAGAAAGAGAAUGGAUUUGCCAGCCCACUACAUUUGAAGUGUGAGCCUGACGAUGACUUGUACCACUCCCCUAAACACGACAAGUCUCUUAAGAGGCAGCGAGAUGACGAUGAAGAUUAUGAUUUUAAGCCCAAAAAAGUAAAGACUGAAAAUGACAAGAAGGACAAGAAAAGGAAACAAAUUGAGGACGUAAAGCCUAAAAAGACAAAAGAUAAAAAAGGAGAAACUGCUGAUGGAAAAAAGAAAGCAAAAAAGGAACCAGAAGAGAAGUGGAAAUGGUGGGAAGAAGAGCGAUACACAGAUGGUGUCAAGUGGAAGUUUCUGGAACACAAAGGACCUGUGUUUGCCCCACCAUAUGAGCCCCUCCCUAGCAAAGUCCAUUUUUACUAUGAUGGUAAGCCAAUGAAGCUCAGUCCAGAGGCAGAAGAGGUAGCCACAUUCUUUGCCAAAAUGCUGGACCAUGAGUACACCACAAAGAACAUCUUUCUCAAAAACUUUUUUAAAGAUUGGCGGAAAGAAAUGACCACAGAGGAAAAGGCUAAGAUCACAGACUUGAAGAAGUGCAACUUCUCUGAGAUGUCUGACUACUUCAAGGCUCAGUCUGAAGCAAGAAAGGCAAUGUCCAAGGAAGAGAAAUUGAAAAUAAAGGCAGAGAAUGAGCGCCUCUUACAGGAGUACGGCUUCUGCAUCAUGGACAACCACAGGGAACGUAUUGCUAACUUCCGCAUUGAGCCACCUGGCCUGUUCCGUGGUCGUGGAGACCAUCCUAAAAUGGGCAUGCUGAAACGUCGGAUCAGACCUAAAGACAUCAUCGUCAACUGCAGCAAGGACUCCAAGCACCCACAGCCUCCUCCGGGAACAAAGUGGAAAGAGGUUCGUCAUGAUAACAAGGUGACAUGGCUGGUGUCGUGGACUGAGAACAUCCAAGGUUCUAUCAAGUACAUCAUGUUGAACCCCAGCUCAAGGAUCAAGGGAGAAAAGGACUGGCAAAAGUAUGAAACAGCCCGUAGACUAAAGAAAUGCGUGGACCGCAUCAGGACCCAGUAUCGCGAUGACUGGAAGUCCAAGGAGAUGAGGAUCCGACAGAGGGCCGUAGCGCUUUACUUCAUUGAUAAGUUGGCUCUGAGAGCAGGUAACGAGAAAGAGGAAGGUGAGACCGCCGACACGGUGGGCUGCUGCUCCCUGAGGGUGGAACACCUCAAACUCUAUCCAGAGAAUGACGGUCAAGAGUAUGUCGUGGAGUUUGACUUUCUGGGUAAAGAUUCCAUCCGAUAUUACAACAAAGUCCCUGUGGAAAAAAGGGUUUUUAAAAAUCUACAGUUGUUCAUGGAGAACAAAGAGCCAGAUGACGACCUGUUUGAUCGCCUGAACACUUCAAUUCUCAACAAGCACCUUCAAGAGCUGAUGGACGGUCUGACAGCCAAAGUUUUCCGUACAUACAACGCAUCGAUCACCUUGCAACAGCAGCUCAAAGAGCUUACAAAUGCGGAUGAGAAUGUUCCAGCCAAGAUCCUGUCGUACAACAGGGCCAACAGAGCUGUGGCCAUCCUGUGUAACCACCAGAGGGCUCCACCUAAGACGUUUGAGAAGUCCAUGCAGAACCUGCAGACUAAGAUUGAAGCUAAAAGGGACCAGCUGUGUGAUGCUAAAAGAGAGCUGAAGAGUGCCAAGGCUGAUGCCAAAGUACGGAGGGAUGAAAAAUCCAAGAAGGCUGUCGAGACGAAGAAGAAGGCCGUCCAGAGGAUAGAAGAGCAGCUGAUGAAGCUGGAAGUGCAGGCGACCGAUCGUGAGGAGAACAAGCAAAUUGCGCUCGGCACUUCGAAGCUCAACUAUCUCGACCCCCGCAUCUCUGUGGCUUGGUGUAAGAAAUGGGGCAUUCCCGUUGAGAAGAUCUACAACAAAACCCAGCGCGAGAAGUUCGCUUGGGCCAUCGACAUGGCAGACGAUGACUUUGAAUUUUAAUUCCAGGUUAUGGUUUUAACUCUACUUUUUAAUCGGAUACUUCUUUUUACUAUACUGAAUUUUUCUUGAUGGACUGACCCGAUAAGGUUUUGGCAGGAAAAAAAGAUGAGAUGAGGCCACAUUUGAGUGGUAGUUUAAACAUCUGAUCUGCGAUCAGGCAUCCAGCUGAACUGAGCAUCAAGGCAUAGUGCCAGUAGUCGGAUUGCUCCCUCACCUUUUUCUCCCUGUGACGAUGCCUGAACUUUGAACUCUGUGGUCUUUUUGCUUGCGUAUUAAGCAAAAAAACAAGAAAAUGCUUUGUAUCAUUAUAUCUUCAUUCACUGUUUUUUGUUUUAGCCCCUUCAUGUAUUAUGAAUGAAUCUAUAUUUUGAUAAAAGUCAAAUCAAAUGAAUUCCUUAAUACCACCCACAGGCCUUUUGAGGACAAUGACAAGUGUGUGUGUGCGUGUGUGCGCGUGUGCGUUAGCGGGCCCGACCUUAAAAGCUGUCUGUUUAGGGUGAUUAUUUUAAACUGGACUAUUUAAAAUGGUGUUUAGCAUACAGAUAUCUGGGAAGUGGGCAGGCUUUUGGGGGUUGGAGUAACACUGCAACCAUGUCAACAUUUACUUAAGCAAGCAGAAUGUGAAUAUAUGUUUUAAAGCCUUUCAAUCAGGGACUUCUUUUUUCAGUGUAAAUGUGAACCAAUCAUUUUGAUCCUGUCACUUGCGAGCCCCCAUCCCCUGAAGCUGCUACUCAGCCCCCAAAGUCUACACCUGAGUUGAACUUAAUUUGUUCCUAGAAAAAGAAUCUCCCCUGUUACUUGAAUUCAAUGUAUUUAAGUCUGUAAAAGGAAAGUGUUUCUCAUUGGAGAAGAGUGUGUGAGGGAUAUCAACUUUGCCAAAAAAUAAUCACCAAUCUGUUACAAUUUUAGGUAGAUAAUUGUGUAAAGAAUGAGGUUAAAGCAAUGUAACAUUUUAAUGUGAAUUCAUUUUAUUCCACUCUUAUGAUAGGAAAGUUGAUGUAAGUAGUUGUAAAGUCAACAUCCUAUUCCUGUUUUACCUUUUUGUCCUAGCAUUUGAUCAUGUUAAGUUGUAUGCGCAUUGUAGGUUAAGAAUAUAAAUAAAAACCCUACACACGAAAA
This is a messenger RNA of Phyllopteryx taeniolatus (common seadragon), 3551 nucleotides long. It is a transcript of the gene top1a, whose product is annotated as DNA topoisomerase Ia. Gene Ontology annotation, biological process: DNA topological change; DNA replication; chromosome segregation. Gene Ontology annotation, cellular component: chromosome; nucleolus. Gene Ontology annotation, molecular function: DNA binding; DNA topoisomerase type I (single strand cut, ATP-independent) activity. Bases 441 to 2432 code for a protein of 663 amino acids. NCBI's taxonomy places the organism in Eukaryota, Metazoa, Chordata, Actinopteri, Syngnathiformes, Syngnathidae. The transcript is spliced from 22 exons. The record is from RefSeq and is a predicted model, not a curated record.